GUCUUGGGACCCGGGGUCCUGUCGGAGCUCUGCGCUGGGGGGUGUCGCCCCUGUUAGGGGGCCAGGAAGCCUUUGAGGUCACAGAGCCCAGCCGUCUGGUGGGGGAGAGCUCCGGGGGCGAGGUCCGAAAGCAGCAGCUGGACACCAGGGUCCGCCAGGAGCCACCCGGGCGCCCGCCUGUCCACCUGGCCCAGGUGAGCUUCCUCAUCCCAGCCUUCAAUGCAAACUUCACUCUGGACCUGGAGCUAAACCAUCACCUGCUGUCCUCUCAGUACGUGGAGCGCCAUUUCAGCCGGGAGGGCACAACCCAGCUUAGCGCCGGGGCCAGAGACCACUGCUACUACCAGGGAAAGCUGCGGGGGAACCCCCACUCCUUUGCCGCCCUCUCCACCUGCCAGGGGCUGCAUGGGGUCUUCUCUGACGGGAACUUCACCUAUAUCGUGGAGCCGCAAGAGAUGGCCGGGCCCCCGGAAGCCACGCAGGGACCCCUUCCCCACCUCAUUUACCGGACCCCUCUCCUCCCAGACCCCCUCAGAUGCAGGGAACCAGGCUGCCUGUUUGCUGCCCACGUUCAUCUUGCUCCUCCAAACCGGCCGAGGCUGAGAAGGAAAAGGUCCGCCGGGGUCACCCUACAGUGCACAGCGAGACCAAGUAUGUGGAGCUGAUUGUGAUCAACGACCACCAGCUGUUUGAGCAGAUGCGGCAGUCUGUCGUCCUCACCAGCAACUUUGCCAAGUCCGUGGUGAACCUGGCGGAUGUGAUGUACAAGGAGCAGCUCAAUACCCGCAUUGUGCUGGUUGCCAUGGAAACGUGGGCAGACGGAGACAAGAUCCAGGUGCAGGACGACCUCCUGGAGACCCUGGCCCGGCUCAUGGUCUACCGGCGGGAAGGCCUGCCUGAGCCCAGCGACGCCACCCACCUCUUCUCGGGCAAGACAUUCCAGAGCACCAGUAGCGGGGCUGCUUAUGUGGGGGGCAUCUGCUCGUUGUCCAGGGGUGGGGGUGUGAACGAGUAUGACAACAUGGGGGCCAUGGCAGUGACCCUGGCGCAGACACUGGGACAGAACCUGGGCAUGAUGUGGAAUAAGCACCGCAGUUCAGCAGGGGACUGCAAAUGUCCGGACAACUGGUUGGGCUGCAUCAUGGAGGACACGGGUUUCUACCUGCCCCGCAAGUUCUCGCGCUGCAGCAUAGACGAGUACAACCAGUUUCUGCAGGAGGGGGGCGGGAGCUGCCUCUUCAACAAGCCCCUCAAGCUCCUGGAUCCGCCAGAGUGCGGGAACGGCUUCGUAGAGGCGGGGGAGGAGUGCGACUGCGGCUCGGUGCAGGAGUGCAGCCGCGCGGGAGGGAACUGUUGCAAGAAAUGCACCCUGACUCACGACGCCAUGUGCAGCGAUGGACUCUGCUGUCGCCGCUGCAAGUAUGAGCCGCGAGGCGUGUCCUGUCGAGAGGCCGUAAAUGAGUGCGACAUCGCGGAGACCUGCACCGGGGACUCGAGCCAGUGUCCCCCUAAUCUGCACAAGCUGGACGGGUACUACUGUGAUCAUGAGCAGGGCCGCUGUUACGGGGGUCGCUGCAAAACCCGGGACCGGCAGUGCCAAGCCCUCUGGGGCCAUGCGGCUGCUGACCGCUUCUGCUAUGAGAAGUUGAACGUGGAGGGGACAGAGCGUGGGAACUGUGGGCGCAAGGGGUCAGGCUGGGUCCAGUGCAAUAAACAGGAUGUGCUCUGUGGCUUCCUCCUCUGUGUGAACAUCUCUGGAGCGCCUCGCCUGGGGGACCUAGGGGGAGACAUCAGCAGCGUCACCUUCUACCAUCAGGGCAAGGAGCUAGACUGCAGGGGUGGCCAUGUGCAGCUGGCCGAUGGCUCUGACCUGAGCUAUGUGGAGGAUGGCACAGCCUGUGGCCCCAACAUGCUGUGCCUGGAUCACCGUUGCCUGCCAGCCUCUGCCUUCAACUUCAGCAGCUGCCCUGGCAGCGGGGAACGCCGGAUCUGCUCCCACCACGGGGUCUGCAGCAACGAAGGGAAGUGCAUCUGUCAGCCAGACUGGACAGGCAAAGACUGCAGCAUCCACAAUCCCCUGCCCACGUCUCCGCCCACAGGGGAGACAGAGAGAUAUAAGGGUCCCAGCGGCACCAACAUCAUCAUUGGCUCCAUCGCCGGGGCUGUCCUCGUUGCAGCUAUCGUCCUGGGCGGCACGGGCUGGGGAUUUAAAAACAUCCGCCGCGGAAGGUCCGGAGGGGCCUAAGUGCCACCCCCCUCCCUCCGAGGCUGGCACCCACCGUCUCCACCCUGACCUUCGAGGAGGCUGCCCCUGCCCAGCCACGGAGGGAGGCGCCGUGCAAAUGUCUUCCGGGCCCGAGCCCUUCAACUCCUGGCCCCACAGGGUCCCGGUGGGAGGCUGUGACCCUGCCCUUCACACCACCAGGGCGGACCAGGCCAGGGGCAGCGCCUCGGGGCCCCCCUCGCACCUCAUGUGGCUUUGGCCCUGCACACCAACUCUCCCUGUGUGAAUGUAGCUUCCAUCAUCGCGGAUUGCCACUGCUCAAGUGGCGGGGGAGGGGGGCCUGGGGGUGCUCCGGGGGGCAGGCAGCCACCAGUGGACAUGGCCUGGGAUGGCCCCUCCUCAAAACCAGGCAGGUGGGACCAGGUUUUUAAGCUUUCUGGGACUUAGGGGGAGGGGCCGAUACCUACAUUUUUAAAAAACUGAAUCUUAACUGAUGAAUGUAACCUUGGGGGUGCUGGGGACAGGGCAGUUGUGGACAUGCUUUGAUGUUUUGGGGAGGGACCCGAGGGCCCAGGGCACGGCCGUCACCUAGGAUGACCACACUUGGAGCCCUCUCACCAAGCACAGGGUCCCGGGCCGGGCCGGGGCCCGGCUCCCCAGCCUGCCCCUCCGCCCCGCCCGCGGAGCUUGGCGAGCGUGUGAGUGCUGAUUCAAACCAAAGCUGCCUGUUCUGUGCCCCGGCCUAGGUUAUGGGUACGGAGCUACAUGUCCCAGAUUGUCAAUUCCAAAAUAGCUAUCCUGCUGCCCCUACCAGGACACGUAUAUUUGGGGGUCUAGAAAAAUACAGUCCCUGAAACAAAAUGGCACCUUCCCCCCUUCCAAGAAAGGUGACUCUGGGGCUGACUCAGGGUUUAGGUGCCCCCUGGCAUGGCCAAGAGCCCCCCGGCUGGGCCACCCUCCCAGGGAAGCCUCUCCUAAGUAGGGGUGGCCAAGGGUGGCCCAGUGCCUAGAGGGUAGGAGCUCUGCCUGUGACGUGCGGGAGGUAGGAGAAGGCAGGUCUCGUGUGUGAUCCUCAGUUUCCAGAAAAGUCCUCAAGGCCCUGUCAAACCCAUUCCACUCCUUACCCCUACUCCAGGGCCAGCAGUAAGUUUACAGUUGUUUUCCCCAUCAAGUCCUGGCUCAGGCCAGGCACAUCCCUGUCAGUCUUCCCACAAGCCGCAGCCCCACCCAGGCUUCCCUCGAGACCCUCACUGGGCCGGAGCUCCAGGCUGCUCUGCUGCUGAAACCCAGCCGGCGGGGGAAAGGCGGGGGUCAAACUACCUUACGGAUGAAAGCCACAAAUGGCCGGAGCCCCUCUCCCCAGGGAUCCCCCCCAGACUCACAGGGGGUUCUGAACACCCCAGGGCCUUUGAACUGCUUGUUCCAGUGCCUGUUUCGGGGGCAUCUUUGAGGAGGAAUCAGAGGAAAUGGUUCCCUGUUACCUGCACCACCCCUCGGGGUCAGAGACGCCCGUUUGGGUAGCCGGAUGGGAUCCUCGAGACUGAGCUCCAGCUGGCACAGCCCAAGCGAGGGGGGUGGGGGGGACCCCUCUGGCCAGGCCCGCCCGCCAGCCCCUCCGGCAGGCGCCCAGGGCAGGGCUGGGUUCUGCUGCGCGGUGAAGGCCUCCUCGGCGGCCUGUGGCGCACAAGCUCCAGACCCACACUCUGCCUCAGGGCGAGUGCACGCACCUGCCUGCGUGCGUGUGUGUGUGUGUGUGUGUGUGCACGCGCUGCACGUGAGCGUGGGCAUGGGGGCAGAGAGAGCGAAGCCUGGACCAGGCCGCCUGGCUCCCGCUGGCUGGGUGCUCCUGCCCCGCCCUGUGCCCAGGGAGGAAAGAAGGCUGCUGGGCCUGGGCCUGGAACUGGCGCCAUACAGCAUCCUGUAAAUAUGUCAUCUGGGGCUCAGGGGGGUGGGGAGGCAGGGACAGGAACGACAAUUAAAGGACACGUCCCGGGGCUGCCAUGGACUCACUCCAA
Molecule: messenger RNA, 4239 nt
Organism: Condylura cristata (star-nosed mole)
Lineage: Eukaryota; Metazoa; Chordata; Mammalia; Eulipotyphla; Talpidae
Gene: ADAM11
Product: ADAM metallopeptidase domain 11
Exons: 26
Coding region: 536-2245 (569 amino acids)
Biological process (GO): proteolysis
Molecular function (GO): metalloendopeptidase activity
Source: RefSeq, a predicted model, not a curated record